CACAGCUCGCGUCAGUAUCGCGUUAAAGGGAACCCAAGGCGAAGUCCCUCUAGUCUUGGUGAUUAUCGUACGCGUCGAGGGUCACAGAUCCACGGACGUUGGAUUUCCGAGUAUCUGAUCAGUCACAGUUAUAUGGCUGCACCAACCAAAGUCAUCAGGUCAUCAAGAAGCAAAAGAGGCAAAGCAAAGCAAGCAAGCAAACACCAAAUUGUCCCUUUUUAUUUCCAGCCGCCAAAUGCUAUUUUUCUCCAUCUCAUCAACCUUUCCCAGAAACUUACACAAAUCGCUUCCACAACGUUCGAUCCACUCGAGGGAACAUCGUCCAGCCCACUCUCAGGCUACUUCGCCCCCUGGCGUGUAUUCUGUACUCACAUUCGCGCUCGUUCGUUCGUUCGUUCGCUCGCUCGCAGCCCAAUCUUUGUGUGUGUGCAACCGCAGGCAUUCGCUGUAAGGUACCCUACCUUUACCUUGGAGGGUCCAGGUCCCUCCCUCCCCUCCACUUCAACGGUGCUGCUGCAACCGCUACAACUUUGUGUCUGUCCGUCCUGCACCUCGCUGCCUUGCCCGUGCCAGGUCUAGCGGUUAUAGAGGUACUGCCACUGUAGCGUACCUUGCCUUGCCUGGCCUUAAACCAAACAUCGGAUUGGAUCGAAAUAAGGUAGCCCAGCCCGCCGCUGUGUCCCGCCGGGUCGUGUCGUCUUCCCUCGUCUCGUACUUUUAGUACCUUGCUCAGGUCGUCUCGUCUUGCGAUCCUUUUCCUACAACCUCCACCUUCGAGCGAUUCACAACUUCCCAACUUGCAACUGCCCAGGAGGCAUUCAGUUACACAAAAAUGAAGGUUCGUCAUCGCUCCUUUCCCUUCCGUCGCUCAUGCCUCUUCAUGCAGCUGCCUGCCAUCUCAUAUCUCUAUUGUAUCAUGCCGUGCUUUGCCUCCAACUUCUCGUGCCUCACAAGGCGUUAUUCCCAUCUUCUCAGCUACCUGAGCCAAACCCCCUCCCCCGCCGCAUUCAACUCGUCUUCGCUCAUUAUUUGCGCCGGCUUCGCUGGCUGUCCAAGAAAUACUCGAGUCAAAAGCUAACAGUAAUGCGCUUCGUGCAGGCUCUUCGACGUUCGAUCAAAGGUGACAAGGACAAAGGAUCCGUCGCUCCCAAAUCGGCUGUCGCCAUUGUUCCUCCAAAGAAGGUCAUUCGAGCUCUUUACGAUUACGAGGCACGAUCGAGCCAAGAACUGAGCUUUUCGAGAGGCGACUUUUUCCACGUUAUCGGCCGCGAAAACGACCAAGAUUGGUACGAAGCAUGUAAUCCAGCUCUCCCUGACGCCCGGGGUCUCGUCCCUGUCACCUUCUUCCAAGCGCUUGGCCGAACCGAGAGAGAUAGCGCACAGUCCGACGGUGGCCAACUUCCCACUCCGACAAAGAACCCCGACCACGAUUCUGGAUAUAGCGAAUCUCCAGCAAUGCAAACUGCGCCAGCCGUCAUGUCACCCACUACAGCCGUGCCCCAGCAAGGCCACCAGCGUAAUUCGAAGUCGGUUGGAAAGUCAGGCGCCAUGGUCUACGGAAUUGUCAUGUACGACUUUGCUGCGGAGAGAGCAGACGAGUUGGAGGCCAAAGCUGGCGAGGCUAUUAUCGUCAUCGCACAGUCGAACCCCGAGUGGUUCGUGGCCAAGCCCAUCGGUCGAUUGGGUGGCCCAGGACUCAUCCCCGUUUCCUUUGUCGAGAUUCGUGAUAUGGCAAGCGAUAAGGCAAUUGCAAACCCGGGUGACGCCAUAAAGCGUGCUGGUGUUCCAAAGGUGGAAGAAUGGAAGAAGAUGGCCGCGGAAUACAAGAACAGCAGCAUCACACUGGGCAAGUUUGAGGGAGGCGGUCCUCAACAACCUGGGCAGGGUAUCGAGCAAGGCAUGGAACGAAUGAGCAUUCAGCAACAGCAGCAUUCUCGACAACCUUCUCAGAAUGGAGCGCAGCCCGGAUACGCAUCUCAACCUCGAACGUCCCAACAACCUCAGCAAAAUCAUGUACAGAAACCGGCCUCACAACUCAACGCACCGCUACAAGCACGCAUACCACGAUACUGCUUUGCAGAGGAUAAGUACUGGUUCGUGAUCGAAGCAUUGCUAGAAGACGGACGACAAUGGGAGCUGUCUCGCUAUUACGAGGACUUUUACGAUUUCCAGAUCGCUCUUCUGACCGAAUUCCCAGCUGAGGCUGGUAACACAGGGACACAGAAGCGUACACUGCCCUACAUGCCUGGACCAGUCAACUAUGUCACAGAUGCAAUCACCGAAGGACGCCUCCAUAACUUGGACGCGUACGUGAAGAACAUGCUGAACCAGCCCCAUUACAUCUCGAGGUGCAACCUGGUGAGACAGUUCUUUGCACCCCGCGAAGGAGAUUACGAGAUCGAUCCGAACGACAACGAAGAGGAGUACCGCCUAUCACAAGCAUCACAGCUGUCAUCGGCCGAGUCCCCAGCUGGCGGAUCACAGAGCAAUUUGAACGGCAGUGCAUAUGGUCUCUCAGCUGCACCAGCGCAUCAGAUGGGCCCAGGUUCCCCUGACAUCCAAAGACAACCAUCUUCUUUGUCACAACCCUCACAAACCUCUCUCGGUAACGGUAUGCAACCCCAGGCUCAACCGGCAUCAGCAAUGAAGAUCAAGAUGUAUUUCAACGGAGAUCUCAUUGCCAUCCGAGUACCAACAGACAUCUCAUUCCAAGCACUUUAUGAAAAGAUUUGUGAUCGUCUGAAGGUGCCGGCGGGUCAGGAGGUCCAACUGUUUUACAAGGACGAGCCCACUGGAGAUAAGCCAAGUAUGCUUAGUGACAACGACUUGGACUAUGCUCUGCAGCGGAACGAGAAGCUUCUGCUCUAUGUGGAGGCCGUGUGAACUGCCCUGCCCACUCGAGAUGACGACUGCGGCGUUUCAGCUUGAUUGUAACGCUGCAUGGACGGAUCUAAGUUGACAGCCAAACCGAAAAGUCCACCAAAGAGCGUUGGGUGUGCACUGACAUCGUAUAUUCUCGUUCCCGAACCCUUGCCGUAUAGUACAGUACAGACUCUGGCCCUACACUUUGAAAACGUGCGUUCUUCUCUUCCUUGAUGGAUCUACAAUUUCUCAUGAGUCCCCAACGGACGACACGCAUACUUUCAACACUUUUUUCUUUUUCUUUGUCCCCUUUUUUUCUUGUCCAUUUUAUUCUACGCGGAUUUUAUGACGACACGUCGGUGAGGAACUUGAUGCUUCUUUGAUACCAUUUUAUUAGCUGGAUGACGCAUAAGUUUCAUGACCAGUGUACCUGACGCUCGUUGUCUCUUCUUUGGGCAUUUCUCAUGCCCCCCUAUUUGCUCCUCUUUUGAAAACUUUCUUCUUCACAUGUGUAUUCAGGCGGGUAUAUGGCCUUUUGAAUGCUAUUUUGAUAUCACACGACUGAGCUUAGUGCUUUUCUUCCCUUUACUUUUUAUCUUCUUCUGUACUUCCUCACUGAAAGUGACAGGGCCUGGAGGUGGCAUUCGGCAUAGGGGUCGAUAGUUGGUGGACGUGGUAUGCGUUACAGUAUAGGGGGAGGGAAUGGCUGGGGAGGUUCAGUUAGGUGGUUCCAGUAAGCCGCAUUUAGAAGCCUAUAGGUUACAAAUAGCGGACGUUGCUGGGGUCGCGAAAAGCUUGCACUGCAAGGAUCUUGAGGAUCAGAGGAGGCAAGAUACAUAUAUCUUGAUCUUGGUGGUGGAGGUGGAAAGCAAAGAUGAGCGCGCAUGAGCGUGAUGAAUGAAAGCGACAAUUGUGUUAUUUUGUGUAAGCGAUGCAUGUGAAUAUCAAUGUCAAUGGUGUUUGUCUGUAGUUAACAAUUUGCAUUCCUCUCACUUGAAGGUGAAGGUCGAGGAGGUUAAAUCAGUCUCUCAUUUAAUCAAGUUGGCCGUAUCAGUCUUGACUCCUCCCUUCGUUACCUAGUAUCCUGUCUAACGUGUUCUAGAAGUCUAUUAUGAGUGAUGGAUCGUCAUCGUAUGCUCUUUUGUAUUCCCCCAUCCGUAGAAAAACCAUGAGAUGUAACAUUAACCCCCAAUGCCGUGGAUCUUUACAAGAUCAAACAAGUAAAUGCAACCAUAGUCACGUAGCCUCGUAACUGUAAACGCCGGAAAUCAGAAGAAUCUGCAGAGAAAACCUUCUCUUGCAGUGUGAGAUGAUACGUUGGACCGAGCUCGUCUACUCCAGCUUGGUCAUGAGGUUCUUGCGAACUUUCAUGUUGACAACACCACCGACUCCAAAAGCAGGAACAAUUCGACAUAUUCUCGCGACGGAGCUGAUGAACCAGUUGCGCCGCACAAGGUCUAAUCGAUCACGCAUCGUCACGACAGCUCCUCCAGGUCCAGUCGCUUGACGAUUGUAUAAGUCUAGACCGAACAAAUGCAUAGGCGUAGAAAUGAACUGAACCAUAGCAGGGGCCAUGAACUGCGCUGCAUAAAGUCCAGAGGCUCUCUUCUUCAUCUCUGCGGAAAACCGCUUAUCCAAAUACGGCCCCAGCAAAGGGGGCACAUUGAACGACGCAAAGAUAGUCAAGCAAUCGCGCAGCGCAAAAAGAGUGUAUGAAGCGAGAGGGACAGGUCUAGGCACAACACCAGGCGGUCCAAACAUACGCACAAAGACUUGAUCCUUGUAGAUACAGACUCCGAUGUUUGCGGCGCUGGACGCAGCGAAUUUUGUUGUUCCGGCUGUGACGCUCGAGGCGGGCUUGUUGUUGACGGUCGAGAACGAGGUGUCGACGGCGUUGGCGGUGAGAUAUGUUCCGCCGUAGAGGCAGAAGAUGAGCGCUGUUGGCUUGGAGAAGAGUAUUGUGUGUGGGCGGGUGAAGAGGGUUCGGAGGGAGGAUUUUACAGAGUUUGCGAGGGUGUUUGCGCCGGAUGCGUUCUCCAUGAUGGAGCUGUCAUGAUGUCAGUUUUUUUUUGGAGUUUGGAGUUUGGAGUUUGGAGUUUGGCGAUGUCGGCGUGUCUCAGAAACAUGGCAUAUGAAUGGCGGUGAUAGUCCAAGGGGCAUGGUAAUUUACUGACCGGUCGAUAAUGGCAAUGAUGGGCGCUACCAUGGAAGCAGCGCUCGCAGCGGAUAGAAAGUCAGUGCCGAGUCGUGAUGUCAAGUUCUUGGUAUUCCAUGUAUUUUUGGUGGUGAUCUGCUCGGGCGUAGUUGUCCCGGCGAGAACCAACGCCGGCGCAUCAGAGUCUUUCAUGAUGAUCCAAGAUCUGGUCUCUUUUUCUCGUUUCUCACGUGGUAAUAUCAGACCGUAACUCGCUCAGAAACACAGGAAAAUACAAUAUCAAGUCUAGUAAGAAGAAUGAGAUGACGGAACGGGUAUGACGAAAAGAAAACAGGUUCCUGGGGGAAUAAAAGGGAACUAGAA
Molecule: messenger RNA, 5380 nt
Organism: Fusarium odoratissimum NRRL 54006
Lineage: Eukaryota; Fungi; Ascomycota; Sordariomycetes; Hypocreales; Nectriaceae
Product: bud emergence protein 1
Exons: 2
Coding region: 871-2883 (670 amino acids)
Biological process (GO): conjugation with cellular fusion
Cellular component (GO): mating projection tip
Molecular function (GO): protein binding; phosphatidylinositol binding
Source: RefSeq, a predicted model, not a curated record